AAGUGGUUUUAAAUAUAGGUCUCCUCAUUACGUUUCAUUAUAAACAUCUACACUUACAACUACUAUUGGGUCAUUAAUCGAUGUUUAAGAAAUCCUUUGUUUUCGACAUUUUUCAAAUUUCAGGAUCAAUCCGGAGGCAGAAGAUAAUAUUCGAUUAUUUUGAAACUUUUUAUAUAACUUCUUAUAAUCAUGUAUCUAACACAAUUUUACUGCUAUAAGAAAUUAAAACAAAACGACUAUUGUUUUUCAUACAAACGUGACCCAAUAUUUAGGUGACUUCACAUAAACGAAGUCGCAAGGUAUACCUACAUACUAGGUAUGACACAUGCAUAAAUUAAAUGCAGUUUAUACAACUGCAUUUAAUUUAUGCAUGCGUAUUUAAACAACAAAAUAAGCAUUCACUUUCAAUGAAUCAUUUACAAGCAGACGUUUGAAAAUGUAUUUAUUAAUAACUACAUUUAUACUAAUGUUUGGAGUAACACGGAAUCAUGCAGAAGAUGUAAUAGUGAGAGUGGAGCAAGGCGUGUUGAGAGGAGAACAAAAAGUGACAGUCACAGGAGACACAGUGUACUACAGUUUUAAAGGUAUUCCGUAUGCAGCACCGCCCACUGGCCGCUGGAGAUUUAUGGCUCCUCGACCUCCACUCACUUGGACAGGAAUCCGGAAUGCCACUAAACAUGGACAUGUGUGUCCACAAAUUAACGGUGUACAAACCAUGUUGUUCCUGCCUGGUAGUGAAGAUUGUCUUUUUCUAAAUGUUUAUUCUCCAUGCUUGGAUCCAGAAUCACCUCUUGCAGUUAUGGUUUAUAUACAUGGAGGUGGUUAUUCUUUUGGUUCUGGAAAUGAUGAUUAUUACGGUCCAGAUUUUUUAAUGAACUCAAAAAAUGUCAUUCUUGUGACAAUAAAUUAUAGACUUGACACUUUAGGCUUUCUAUGUCUGGACAUUAAAGAAGUACCAGGUAAUGCGGGUAUGAAGGAUCAAGUAGCAGCAUUGAAAUGGAUACAAACAAAUAUAAAAAGCUUUGGUGGUGAUCCAAAGAAAGUCACCCUUGUUGGUGAAAGUGCAGGAGCUGUUUCAUGUGCUCUACACGCUGUGUCUCCUAUGAGUCGAGGACUAUUUCAUCGGAUAAUACCAAUGAGUUCAGGGCCAUUUAAUGAAUUUAAUACUGAAUUUGAACAAACACGUAGGGCUUAUAUAUUAGGAAACAAUUUAGGCUUCAAAACCACUAAUCCUAAAGCAUUACUACAAUAUCUGCAGACUGUUCCUGUAAGACAAUUACUAAAUACAAAUGUAUCGGUCAUAGCAGCUGAAAAUUAUAUGCAUUUUUUAGUGAAAGGAUAUUAUUUGGUACCAGUUGUAGAAAAAAAAUUAGGUCAAGAACCAUUUUUAGCAGAAUCAUUUGAGGUGUUAAUAAAGAGAGGAUUACAUGAGGCAGACACAUUACUAGGACAUGCCUCAAAAGAAGGACUAUUUGUUAUAUCGUAUUAUGAAAACGGACCAACAUUCGAAAAUUUUAAAAGAAACCCUGAAGUUUUGCUACCGAGAACAUUAUUAUAUAACUCCACACCACGGACGUAUAUGACACUUGCAGAUUUAAUUCAAGAAUUUUACACUGGAUCGCGACUAACGCCGUUGGAUACGGUGCAGCAACUUGUGAACUACUUUACGGAUGUUUUUACUUAUCCUAUAUUUAGAUACGCAAGACGUCUAUCCAAUUUCAACAGAAACGAUAACAUAUACAUGUAUCAGUUUGCAAGUGUAUCAAACCGCAAUGUUUUAAGCCAAGAAGGUGCUCGAUAUGGAUUAGAUGGAGUCUCUCACACUGAAGAUCUACGGUAUCUGUUUCACCCAAAUGCUUUAAAUUUACCCAUCGACGAGAACUCAUCUAAAUUGAUAAAGCAGUUUGUUGCCUUGCUGACAAACUUUGCAAUAUUUGGAAAACCAACACCUGACUCGAGUUUCAUCUGGCCCAAAUAUACUACUAGUUCAGAAAAGUACGUGGUUGUCGGACAGAACUUGACAAUGGCAGCUCAUCCAAGUCCAGCUAUGGUUAAUUUCUGGGAAUAUAUUUUUCACCUAGCCGGUCAAAAGUUUUAAAUAUUUUCUUACUUAUAAUUAUAAUAUAAAAUAAUCCGUUUCCACUUGAAAAUAAAUAUUGAUAACAUAAAGUAUGUGUAUUAUUAACGUAUUUUGAUAUUUGUUGUUAUCAACCCAUAACUGCUGAGCUCGAGUCUCCUCUCAGAAUGAGAGGGGUUAGGCCAAUAGUCCACCACGCUGGUCCAAUGCGGAUUGGCAGACUUCACACACGCAGAGAAUUAAGAAAAUUCUCUGGUAUGCAGGUUUCCUCACGAUGUUUUCCUUCACCGUUUGUGACACGUGAUAUUUAAUUUAUUAAAAUGCACUCAACUAAAAAGUUGGAGUUGUAUGCCCCGGACCGGAUUCGAACUCACACCCCCCGGAAUCGGAGGCAGAGGUCAUAUCCACUAGGCUAUCAACGACACCGACUUUUGAUAUUUACGAGUAGGAACAUAUUUGUACUCAUAUUUAUAACAUGUUCUGACU
Molecule: messenger RNA, 2563 nt
Organism: Bicyclus anynana (squinting bush brown)
Lineage: Eukaryota; Metazoa; Arthropoda; Insecta; Lepidoptera; Nymphalidae
Product: esterase FE4-like
Exons: 4
Coding region: 437-2098 (553 amino acids)
Source: RefSeq, a predicted model, not a curated record